Exophiala bonariae is the source of this 486-nucleotide messenger RNA. RefSeq lists its product as uncharacterized. The record is from RefSeq and is a predicted model, not a curated record. Lineage: Eukaryota; Fungi; Ascomycota; Eurotiomycetes; Chaetothyriales; Herpotrichiellaceae. Gene Ontology annotation, molecular function: dipeptidyl-peptidase activity. Bases 1 to 486 code for a protein of 161 amino acids. The transcript has a single exon.
AUGGAUGUGUGUGUCCAACUUCGCAAAAUCAGCGUGGGUGGCCAACCCAUGGAGCACCUCAACUAUCACUGCCCGGUGCCCGUCAGCGAAGUACCGAAUGUCAAUAUCGUGAAGACAUUGGGGCCCCAAGGCUUCUUGAGGGCGUCUCAUGCAAUUUCAAGGCGGAAACCAUUCCCAAACGACAUAGGCUCGAACAGUGGUAAUGAAGAUGAAGAGUCUCAAGAAGUGUUUUAUAGCCACGAUCGACGGGAACCAGUAACGCCGGGCUCGAUAGUUCCUCUGGAUAUCACUCUUUGGCCAAUGGGAAUGGUAUUUGGACCCAACGAAGGCAUCCUGCUGAGGGUGUCUGGCCAUGACAUGAAUUAUCCUGAGCUCGAGGUGGUACGGCUAAGAGAAACUGAUGACGAAAACGUGGGUGUGCAUACUAUCUGGGCAGGGGGAAGUUAUGACUCUCACCUGGUGAUCCCGAUCAUUUCGAAGGUGUGA